Molecule: messenger RNA, 1206 nt
Organism: Panicum virgatum (switchgrass)
Lineage: Eukaryota; Viridiplantae; Streptophyta; Magnoliopsida; Poales; Poaceae
Product: skin secretory protein xP2-like
Exons: 3
Coding region: 1-1206 (401 amino acids)
Source: RefSeq, a predicted model, not a curated record
AUGCCCGAGUCCACCGAGGAGGAGGAGGAGGAAUCCUCGGACGCCGAUCUCAACUUCUCGGAUGACGACGAGGGGGCGAUAGGCGCCGGUUCCCCGCCGGUCUAUCGAGGGGCUGGCGACGAGGAUAUGCCAGUGACGCUGGGUGAGGCGAGGCUCACAUCAGGGUCAUUGGUGGAUCCGCCCCCCGCGGCGACAGAGCGGAGGUCGCCCGCGCCGGCGGCGGGACGAAGGUCGCCCCCGCUGGCAGUGGGCAGGAGAUCGUCCACACCCAUGACAGGGCAGAGGUCGCCCCCGCCGGCGACGGGUAGGAGGACACCUGCGCCUGCGGUGUUGACGGGUGGAGGCGGAGGGUCCGCGGCGAGUGCAGAGACACCCGCGCAGACAGCCUCGAGGCGCCAGGCCGACCCGAGGGUGGCGCCUUCGGGCCAGUCAUCGGGAGGCGUCAGCGUGCCGCGGGCCCUGAGGAGCGGCUUGGGCAAGCGCAGCAUGAGCGCCCGGUCGGGCUCCGGGGCUAUCGCCAGGGAUGCGGCCCAGCUUGCGCCGACCAAGGCCCUCAAGACCGGGGGCGACGCCGGCCAGAGCGGCAUUGUAACAGCCGCUCAGGCUGACGCCGAGGGAGAGGUCGGCCGGGGCGGCGCAAAUGACGCCACCCGGCCGGACGUUGAAAUCGAGGCCGGCCGGGGCGAUGCGGAUAGCGCUGCCCAGCCGGUCGCAGGAGGAGAAACUGGUGGGGGCGCGCAGGAGCACCCCGCCAGCCAAAGAGAGGUGGAGACCCUCGUCCUCGAGCCCCCGAGGGCUGGGGUCGAGAGUGUCACGGAGGAGGGGUCAGCGCCGAGGGCGCCGGCAGUGGAGGAAACCCGCGCCCCAGAGCCUGCAAGGACCGAGGGUGAGGGUGUUGUUGCAACGGCGACGCCGCAAACGGCGCCGGAGAACGUGGUGCUGGUGGUGCAGCUGCCGGAGAGUAGCGACGAGUUUGGGGACUCGAGGGACAUCAACCCUGCUGCUACGGCCAGCGCCGCCGACCGGUUCGCCCAGUUCGUGUCGGCCUCCGAAGAGGUGCAUAGCGCGGGGAUGUCCGAGGGGCCCCGUCACGGGGCGAUCAUCCAGUCCGGGGUCCCCUUGGAGUUUCUCAGCAAUGAGCAGGAGGAGGAAGCGGUCUGGAAGGCGCAGAUUGAGUACGGCUCUCGGGUUAUUGUAACACCCUAA